UUGUUGAAUGAAUGAAUGAAUGAUGAAUCUCUUCCUAUUGCUAAUUGGCGUUGUUGGACUUGUUGUUGGCUUUUCUACAGGCGUUCCGGUUUUUACGGAUCGUAGAAUGGUGAAAAUUCAAAAUUUCAAAAGGGUUCAACGUUCUCCCAAUGAUCAUUAUGAAAUUCACGUUGACGUUCCCGUCGAAGAUGAGAUCGUCUCACUCGAAUUGAAGAGAAACGCCGAUAUUAACCCGAAUAUGAAGAUUGAAUUCGAAAAUCGAGAAUUGGCUAAAGGCCAUCUGAAAGGUGUUUUUCCCUAUCAAGACAUCAAUUCGGGAGCCGCAGUUAUGGUCUCCGAGAAGAUAAUCGACGGAAGAGUGAAAAGAUCUAUUGAAGGAAAAUUCGAACACCGCGGUAUGGAAAUUCUUAUCUCUCCUACAAUUAACAACGAAGAUGGAGAGCAUUUUAUCGAUACACCGUCUCCAUCGGAAAGAGACGCCAGUAGUCAACCUAUAUCAUUCAAGGUUGAAGAAAGGAUUAAAGAUAAUAUGAAGAGAUCAGUAGCUAAACCUCAUUAUCACGUUGAAGCUGUAAAUAUUAUCGACUAUACUAUUUGGGAUUUUUUCCUUCAAAUCACAUCCGGAAAUGACGAAAAUGAGGCUGUUUCAAAGAUUAGAUACCAGUUUUUUCAUAUCAUGAACGGAGUUGAUCUUGCGUAUAGAAGAAUCAACGAUCCCAGAUAUAUGAUUUCCGUAUUUGUUAAGAAAAUGAUGAUUAUUAGACAAAAAGAAAAUUGUCCAUUUACGGAUGGACCCAGUCCGUUAAGGGUUAGGUCGAAUAGCGGUAGAGAGGCAAUCGAUGCCAGGGAAUCGUUGAAACGCUUGACCACGUGGAUGAGAGAUCCUACCAAUACGGGUGGAGAAGAUUGGAUGGAUUGGGAUCAUACGUUUCUAUGGACCAAGAAAGAUUUAUACAGCAGUUCCAGUUACACUACAGUCGGAGUGUCUUACGUUGCGAGAGUGUGUACGGAGACGGGAACGUCGGUUAACGAAUAUAUUGGUAUGAGCUCUUGGAAAAUUGCCGCUCACGAGUUGGCUCAUAAUCUUGGAUCCUAUCAUGAUGGAAUGGAAACCAGCGCAGCGUGUUCACCGAACGAUAAAAAUAUUAUGUCACCCUCAUUUGGUAGUCUCCAUGUUGCCAGUAUAAGAAAUUCUUUCGCGUUUAGUCAAUGCUCAAUUGAUGCCAUUUACGAAUCCAUUAACGGAAAUGACAAAGACGGAUUCCCCAGAACUUGCAUUAUGAAUAAAGUAUGCGGAAACGACGCAUUCAAUCAGGAUGAAAUCACUCAGGACAAUCAAGCUCCGGGCGCUAUUUAUUCGUUGGAAGAACAAUGCGUAUUGAUAUUCGGCAACGGAGCCGCUCCUGACGACAGAUGCACAAACGAAAGAGAUAAUGUUUGUCAACGUCUUGUUUGUAAGGUAGGAAUGUAUUGCCGUGCGCAAGAUCCGGGAGCGGAGGACGGAAGUCCUUGCGGCGAGGAUAAAGUAUGUAUUAAGGGUAAUUGCGUCCAUUCGUCCCAGUUAAGUUUCCGUAGAAUGAAGAACCAUAAUUCCGAUUGUACGUCGGGAGUGACUUUGCAAAGGACCGUUCCGCCUGGUUGUACUAAUACGGCAUUGAAUAUUCGAACCUAUAUCGAUAGAUCGUAUAGACUGGUUACGUCUUGCGAAGAGUAUGUUACCCACUAUCCGGAAGAGUGUUUUAGCGGCGUUGAAGACGACUGCUGCAAGAAGUGUAGCGAAAUGGGUUUGACUCGGGCCAACACUCAGAUAGCCAACUCGAAUUCCGCUUGCGAUCCGAAUCCUUGCAAGAACAGCGGCGUAUGCCGCCAAUACGGUAGCUCCGCUUACGUAUGCGAAUGUCCAGCCGGAAGUGGAGGAAAGGAUUGCGAUAGAGGAGAGAGCGAAGGCGGACCGCCCAUCGUUCAAACUGUUCCAACGCCGCCCUGCAUAGAUGAAAAUAUCAGAGUUACCGUCUAUGGCGAUAAUAGCAAUGUAGUAGGUUGUAGUGACGGAGCAUCGCAAUACGGUGCUAAUUUUUGCAGACAAGUUGGUCAAUAUUGCUGCCUCUCCUGCAAAGAUGUUUAA
Molecule: messenger RNA, 2125 nt
Organism: Dimorphilus gyrociliatus
Lineage: Eukaryota; Metazoa; Annelida; Polychaeta; Dinophilidae
Source: the annotation of a GenBank genome assembly